UUAUAAAUACAUACAAAACACCCAUGACUCAGGAACAAAUAUCCAUGCUCAUCACACGAAUAAAUGCCCUUACCAGCUUCCUAUUAUAUUUAUUAGAUAGUGGUAAUUUGUAUUUCUUUGCAGAUUUAUCGGAUACUCCAGCGAUUUUUGUUACACCUCAAACAGUUCUAAGUUGUAUUUAUAUGUUUCAUUAUCUAUGUUGCAUUCUAAACGUCAAGUCAAGUCCAAUAGGGAAUCAAUUCAGUCAAGUGAUUAUAUGCUCUUUGAAUUCAGUUUGAUAUCGGCAGUACAUUAUUUUAUUUAUUAUUAUUUCUUUAACCGUGUAAACUGUUAACUGGUUCGAUUAAAUCUUGUAACGCAGAUGAGCGCCAGCACUCGUCUGCAUGAAGACUCCCAAUCCUCAGACGAGAAGAUGGACACCUCUGAGUCCCAGCACACUCCCAGCUCCCUCUCCGAUUAUGAAGACCCGGAGACCGCAGACCCUGUCCUCCGACUGCAAAACCCAGUCAAUAUAGAGGAUGAUAAUUUAAUUAAUAGUAGGAAUAAUUUAAAGAUCUCAAUAGAAAAUUCUAAUAUACCGAAGAAUUUAAGUUUAAGUCCAAAAUUUAGUUCAACACUUACAUCGACUACGGAUCAUCCGCUCAUGGGCUUAGCUAGUCCGGAUGAAAAUUAUCCGGACAUAAUACCAAAGAGAAGAGAAGAAGAUUUAAGUUUAUCAAGUAUAGAAGAUGAAAAGAACGAAACCAACGGGUUUUACUGUCCUGAGCGGAAUACGAGCAAAAACAAUUUGUAUUUUAAUGAUAAUUUCACAACUGCCGAAAGCCAUAUUUUAAGUAACGCUUUAGAUGUAACGAGUCCGCCUGAUGUCGCGAAGAUUGAGAAGAAGUUUCAGAGGAAUGGUACGGGGGCAGAGAAUAAGGGGGAUGGUGUGAACAGGUUCGAGGUGUUGAGGGUAACUGGGGAGAGUACGCCAAAGCGGAAAGAGGAGAUUCAGGAGACUGAAGAAUUUCAUUCCGGGGUAACCGAAUGGUGCGAGUCCCCCGCCCACAGACCGAGGCCCAACUUUGACCUGCCUAUCGAGUUGAAGACCACCAUCAAACCCCCAAAUGACCUGGAUUCCCCCGACGUCGUAUCAUCAUCGCAGGAGGACCGGUCGGCAUACCAGGCCCUCUUGGACCCGUACACGGGCAGCGUAGCCCUGAGACCCACGCCGCAAGCGAGCAGUCCCACGCAACGCCGCAGGAUACAAGUGCCCCCAGACGAUGACCAGGACAGUCUAGACAGCUGCAGUGUGCAUUCUCUAGAGUCCGAGGCGGAGCCCCCAGAGCCUGAGCCGGAGCCCGGGUACCACACACCUGUCGAACAGGAGCACAGCAAAAGGUCCACCAACACCGUGAGCUCGUGCAGCGCCAGCGAGCCCAUCCCGGAGUACUCGGCCGCCGAGGAGCUGCGCGACGAGCGCGCCUGGCUCAGCGUGCCGCGCCCGGGCGGGCCCGUCACCUGCGACAUGAAGGUGAUCGAGCCGUACAAGCGGGUGGUAUCGCACGGGGGCUACGACGCGUCCGGCUGCGCGCUCAUAGUGUUCAGCGCGUGCCACCUGCCCGACGUGCGCCGCACCGACUACCACUACGUCAUGGACAAUCUGUUCCUAUACGUAAUAUGGACGUUAGAACGACUAGUACCGGAUAACUACAUCUUGGUAUACCUUUAUGGCAGCGCGGGACCGAGGCGGCUGCCCACCAUACAUUGGUUGAGGGAAUAUUACAAGCUUGUAGACAGGCGGUUGCGAAAGAACUUGAAGCAUCUAUACCUGGUACAUCCAACCUAUGGACUGAAGAUCUUCGUCGCAUUCACUAAAGCCUUCGUCAGUUCAAAAUUCUUCCGCAAACUGAGCUACGUUCGAAAUCUAACAGAGCUAAUGUCACUCGUCCCAGUCGAGCCCAACGCUAUCCCUGAACUGGUGAAACAGUACGAUGCAGGCAAGCGGUAGACUUUGGGAGAACUACAGUAGACUUUGGCAGAACUACAGUAGACUUUGGCAGAACUACAGUAGACUUUGGCAGAACCACAGUAGACUUUGGGAGAACUACAGUAGACUUUGGCAGAACCACAGUAGACUGGCAGAACUACAGUAGACUUUGGGAAACUAAAGUUAUUUUUAAAAUAUCAGGGCAGAAAUUUCCAACCACGAGAUCGCGCAAAAAUUGGUAUAAAAAGGCUUGGAACUUCUGACCUGAGGUAUAAUUUUGCUGUUAUUUUUGGACCCCAGGCAAAGGCAUGUAUGUAUACAUCGAAAGUUUACUUAUUUAAAUUUCGAUAUUUAAUUUUUCACACCAAUUUUAUUCUUAAGAGGGAAGUCAUAGUGUUUUGUUCCUGCCGGUAAGGUUGCCAAAGCUCAACGAGGGUGCGGAGUGUUAAGGUUGGCAACGCGCUUGUAACUCCUCUGGAGUCCUCCAACUUUUAAUGCAUAAAGUGUUAGAAAUUUCACAGGUGCCGAGAAAAUAUCAAAAUACUCCAAAUUUUCUCUUAAAUGUCCCAUGACUGGUGCCGUUAACACAUACGAAGAAAAUUGUGUUAUUUUUAAUGAAAUAAUUAGUAAUCUAUUCAUAGGCUACGGUAACUGCUUACCAUCAGGCGGACCGUAUGCUUGUUUGCAACCGACGUAGUAAAAAAAAAAAGAGGUAUAUUACGUGGCCGUCCAUACAAAAAGAAAAAACGUUUUUCCACUUCAAAAUAUUUCCUAUUCUCCAUGUUUUUUGGUGUGUUAUUGACACAAUAAAAAACUAGGUAUAUAGGUUUUCCUUUUUCUCAAAAUUUGCAAUACAAAAAAAUAAUAAUAAAAAGAAGCGAAGCCAUCAAAAUCAAAGUGAUUUGUUAAGAUUUAUUGGAAAACGUUUUUUUCGUAGAAAAAGUACCGGUUUUUCGCAAAAUCGCUAAUCUAUUCUUCCCUCUUAAAGAAAGAAAUCUUUGAUAUUCGUAUAUUUCUGUACUUAAUUUCAUUUUUGGAUUGCCAUGUGUGCCGCCAGUGGAGUUCAACCUUUUGUCCAUAUUAUAAAAAAUAAAAAGUACAUUAUAUUAUAAACAGUGAAACUUGUAUUUUUAGUGUAAUUAUAACUAGAAACAAUUUGAAAUUUUAAUUUUAAGUUACGUUGUGUGAUAUCUUAAGGUGAAAAUAAAAAUAUUUUGUUUUGAGAAACUUCAGUCAUAUGUAGUAGAGGUAUAUAGUUUAAGGAGAAGUUCGACAGGCGCAAUAGAUGGCGUCAUAUAUUUUUUGGCAACAUUUUUGUGUAAAUGUUGCCAAAAAUGUUGUUGUGUGAAUUUCACCUUCCCAUACAAACGGAGUAUCGUUCUCAUUUUCAAACUACAUGCUGUAUUGUAAUGAAACUGCGCAUACAAUGAGGUAUAUCUAUGUCUGUUAUUAGUGUAUAUAACUCCAGCUUAUAAAACAAAUAAAAAAGAGCAAAAACAAGUUUUGUAUGAAAAAGUUUAAUUAGCUGUAUUUUUUUUACUAUGGUAUCUGAAGCUACAUAAACUAAUUACAGACUUAGAUAUACCUUAUCCUAUUGUAAGUACAAAGUUUCAGAGCAAUCUAGCUAGUCGUAUUAAAAUGAGAGCGUAAAUACGUUUGUAUGGAGACCCGAGCUUGCUGCGGACUCUAACAAACACAUUUUUAUAACUUAGACUUAAUACCUCUGCUUCUAAUAAUAACUUUUAGAGAAUCAUAAGGUACAAUCUUGCCGUUAUUUGUUAUUCUUCAUAUAUUUAUUUCUUGGAGGAUUUAAAAACUCGAGACGCCUUGUCUGUAAUUUUCUGUACAAAACAGUCUGCUGAUUUUUGCUGCGGAGGGGCACACCAAACGUACAAAUAGUCAUGUCGGAUAAACGUAAGUCCAUACAAUACAUAUGACCAUUGGCCGAGCUUCUCGACAGAGGGGUAAGCUCUUAAAGGCGUCUCCAGUUGUUAAAUCCUCCAAGAUUAAUUUAGAUAAAUUGUGCCAUUUUUUCGAAUAUUAGAAAAAACGCAUAGGUAUUUUUUUUUUAAUUUAUUAUUAUAGAAAAUUAUGAUUUGGCAUUUAACGAAU
Cydia pomonella (codling moth) is the source of this 4081-nucleotide messenger RNA. Its product is annotated as protein prune homolog 2. The record is from RefSeq and is a predicted model, not a curated record. The coding region runs from base 362 to 1990 and encodes 542 amino acids. Gene Ontology annotation, cellular component: cytoplasm. NCBI's taxonomy places the organism in Eukaryota, Metazoa, Arthropoda, Insecta, Lepidoptera, Tortricidae. The transcript has 10 exons.